GGCCCUCCGCUGAAUGCAGCUUUGCUGGCACUUGCUGAGAGCACAGAAUUUCUUCAGCUGGACUUGGCUCUCAAGAAAUUUUGGACCAGGAGAAGGGCCUAGGAAAAGAUACUCUGAUCCUUCACAAAGAAAAGGAGAAAGGCAACAUCUGCUCGUCAAAAGAAGUCUGGGAGAAGAAUGUUAGGCAUGGGUCCCUAGGAGCAUAUCCUGCCUUCUGAUACCUUACGCUGAAGAAAACUGCCCCUUUCAGAGUGAGAGGAAGAUAGUGUGAAAGUGAAGAACAUCUCCCUUGAAAAGAGAAGAUCAAGUCUGGAGUUUCUCUGACUUCGUCUGAAAUUGUAGGGAUGAUCAAUUUGUUUAAGAAACCUUACAAGAAGAAAGCCGGCAAGUUCCAGCCUUUCAAGAAGCUCUUCGGCAAGAGGAAGAAACGAGAGCCGGCGCCGGACUGCGGGGAAGCCACGCUGAAGCCGAGCCACUCCUUCGGGAAUGUCUGCAACGGCGCCUCCUCGUCGGACGAGGAAGCCAACGGAGGGCUGAGGUCUUCCCAUUAUUCUAUGGGCACUCGAGCAUUUUCCCAUGACAGCAUUUUUAUACCUGAUGGGAGAGCAGAGAGCGAGCAGGCGAUCCAAGCAAUGUCACAGGAGAACAUUCUAGGAAAAGUCAAAACUCUUCAGCAACAGUUGGCCAAGAAUAUUAAGUUUGGGCAGCCCCCACAAAUGACAGUUUCUAUGAGGACAACGGGGGAGGCAAACGCCAGCGUCGAAGAGGAUCUGCUGCUCGGUGCCCCCAUGGAGGUUGACACUGAGCAGGUCACGGCGCUGCCAGACGGUGGCAAUAAAUCAAUUGAUACUGCAGAUCUGUUGAGGACUAUGAAUCUGCCUGGAGCAGGACACGAAGUGGAAGCAAAGGUCGCCCCAGUCAAAUCGUCUCGGCCAAAAAGACAGUUUUCCUGCUCGGGCACAAUUGAAACGAUCAAUUUGGAUGCGGUUCCCCAGGCGGUUGCUCGUCUGGACAACAGUGCAGCUAAACACAAGCUGUCAGUAAAGCCAAAAAAGCAGCAGAUGUCAAGAAAACACAGGAGAUUAACAAAGGGAUCACAGAGUUUAACAGUAACAGAAUUUGAGCCAGAGGAUCUAGACCCUGAGCUGUACACAGAAAGGUACCCAGCUUACAUCACAGCAGACAGGCUCAUCCAGAACAAAGAUGAACAGAGGGAGCUUCAGCUGGCAGAAAAGAGGAGAAUCGAAGAUCACUGGGGGAUCUUUGAGGCCGAAAGGAUAAGGCAGAUUGUAGAGAUGGAGGAACAAAGAGAAAUGGAAGAGCAGAGGUGCCAAGAACUUGAGCAGUUGCAGAAAGAGCAGGAAAGGAGGCCUUGCGAAGAGGAGAGCCAGCAGCAGCUCCUGGAAGCAGAGACAUCUUUGAAAACUGAGGAGCWAACACACGAGGAAGAGGAGAGACGACGCCAGGAAACACUCCAGGAGGAGGAGAAGAGGCACGAGCUGGAGCAGCAGAGGCACAAGGAGCUGGAGAAGCAUCAGAGGCAAAAGCUGGAGGAGGAGAAGCGCCAGGAACUGGAGGAGCAGCAGAGGAGAGAACUCGAGGAGCAGAAGCAGCGGGAACGGGAGCUGCAGAGGUGCAGGGAGCUGGAGGAGCAGCAGAGACAAGAGCUGGAGGAGCAGAAGAGGCUAGAGCUGGAAGAGCUGAGGCAACAUGAGAUUGAAAGGCAGUGUCAAGAAGAACAGCAAAAACAUCUGGAGGAACAAAAAGAGCUGGAGGAAGAGAACAGGCAAGAGAAACAGAGACAAGAGCUGGAGAAAGAGCUGCAAGAGGCUGAAGUGAGACUGGUGGAUGAGAAAGAGGCCGAGACCGUCAAACAGCAAGAGAAACCAGAGGAACAAAGGCAGCAUUUGAAGGAGGAAGAAGGAGAAAAGAUGGAGGAGGAGCAACCCCAGCAAGUGCUGGAGAAGCAACAGAAACGGGAAGAGCAGAGAAAACAUAAGCUCACCAAGCAAAUGCACAUGGAGAGUGAAGACAGUGUGCAGCAAGAUGGACUGGGGAAGCAAGAGGAGCCAAAGGAACAAGAACAGAGCAAGCUGGAAGAGCAGAAGAUAGAUGCAGAAGGACAAAGUCUUCAGGAAAAGCAACAAGAACAAGAGAAAUCCUUAGAAGAACAACAGGACAAGGAUCUUCUGUCUUGUGGAGGAGCUGACCAGCACCCAGUAGAGGAGAAGCUCCAAGAAGACUCAAGACCCCAGAACAUCAAACAGCCAGAGAAAGAGAAUAAAACAGCGGAGGAAAUGCUAGUCCAGAAACUGAAGAGAGAGGUUGAGGCCCAGGAGCAGAAGCGACUAGGGGAAGAGCUGAGGUGGCAGGAGGUGGAUGAAAGGCAGACUGCAUCCCGAUCCUUCACAUUCCAGGURUCUUCUGGGGAGAAGCAGAUCCUGUUCCAGAAGGUGAACCUGAGCCCCGUGGUGCCYGGCAGGGCCGCGGGGCUCCCGGCCUCCCCCAGCAGGGAGCACAGGGCCCUCGCCUGCACCAGGGGCUCCCGCACGCUGCCCUCCUCCGGGGGCGUCCCGCACACGGCCAUCCUGGUGACCGGAGCGCAGCUCUGCGGCGCCGCCGUCAACCUGAACCAGAUCAAGGACACGGCCUGUAAAUCGCUGCUCGGUUUGGCCGAGGAACGCAAACCCGUGGACGUGCCCUCGCCGGAGAAGGCCCCGAGAAGGGCGCCGGAGCCCAGGGCCGGCAGCGCCAGGACGAGGCAGGCGCAGGAGGCGCUCAGCAGCCAGGCCAUGCUGGCCGAGUGGGCCUCCAUCCGCUCGCGCAUCCUCAAGAGCGCCGAGAGCGGCAAGUACGGCGAGAAGGAGCGGGGCGGCGCCUGCCGGCACAGCGACGACUGGAGCCCCCGCGGCCGCGGCGCGCCCCACGGCAACCUCAGGAAGACCCUGUCCGCAAACGCCAAGUUCUCCAUCACGCCGGCRUGGCAGAAGUUCGCAGAAUCUUCAAAAACCAGCCCAGACACUGAGGGAGCGAGCGCGGCARCGGGCAAAGAGGCGGUGACCGCGGGGAGAGGCGCCGGCUCAUCCGCCGGCCCCGGUGGAGAGGGYGCUCUUAAGGAUAACACGCCUGAAGCGGCAAAGGAAAAGUCGGAAGCCCCUAGCGAGGUGACAGACAACACAGAGGGCUGUAAAUUUGCAAAAGAUCUUCCAUCUUUUCUUGUUCCAAGUUUUCCUCAUUCUCCAGGCAAAGAAUCRUCUCAGGCAGAGUUGCCAGGUGCUUUGGAAAAUCAGCAGAAUAACAGCACAAGGAAAGCAGAUAAAGCAACACCAAAUGGAGAAGAAAACUCUUCUCCUUUCGGAAUUAAGUUACGGAGGACAAACUACUCUCUGCGCUUCCAUUAUGAUCAGCAGGUCGAGCAGAGGAAAAAGAAAAGGUACAGCGCCGGGGACAGCUUUGACGGGGUGCCCGACCCGCUCGUUGCAGCCGAAGGUGAGAAAGACUCGGCCGUGUUUGCAGCGCAGGGGAGCGCGUCGCCGGGAGCAGCAAGGGCAGCUGCUCCUGGGGACGUGAAAGACCUGAAAGAGCCUCGAGCCGCUGCGAUGGAGCCGGCGCCGCCAGCGGCCGCCCCGGCGCCCGCAGCUGCCCCCGCUCCCGAGAAGCUGCCGGGCAGGGCGCUGGGCGCCCAGAAGCCGGCGCUGGCCCCCAAGCCCAGCAGCCAGACGCCGCCGGCCUCCCCUCUCUCCAGGCUGAACAGGUCGGGCUUGGCGGACGCCCCGGGGCCGAAGCUGGUGAAGGCCGAGUCRGACGGCGGCUGGAAAAGGGAAGGCAGAGGCAGCGCAGCGCCCGCCGCCGCCCUCAGCGCCUGCAGGAGCGAAGAGGAGGAGACCAGGGAAAAGAAAUCGUUCUUCCCGUCUUUAAGUAUCCCAUGGAGAGAAAGGAAUGACAAAAAGCCCGAGCCACUGAAAAAAGAAAAGCCAGUCCUGCAGAGCAGACACUCCUUAGAUGGCUCUAAACUGAUGGAAAAAGUGGAAACUUCACAGCCGCUUUGGAUUACAUUAGCCCUUCAAAAACAGAAGGGGUUUCGUGAGCAGCAGGCCACGAGGGAAGAGAGGAGACAGGCCAGGGAGGCGAAGCAAGCAGAGAAGCUGGCCAAGGAGAACGCUGCUCUGAGUAGUCAGUCCGACAGCAAAAGCAGCAGCAAAGGGAGCACCCUGCAGAAACCCGCACCCCAGGAAGGGGAGAAGAAACUGGAGACGGCUGUGUCGAGGCUGGAAAGGAGGGAGCAGCUCAAGAAGUCCAACACGCUUCCAACUUCAGUGACAGUGGAAAUUUCGGAUUCGGUUCCCUCGACGCCGCUGGCGAAGGAGGUGGCCAAGAGAUUCUCGACGCCCGAAGCCAACCCUGUGUCCACGGAACCGGCGUGGCUGGCGCUGGCCAAGAGGAAAGCGAAGGCCUGGAGUGACUGUCCGCAGAUCAUCAAGUAGCGGCAGCUCCGCGGCCGCCGCUCGCGCGCGACGGGUCACGGGCCUCAGUUCCCUUCCGCUUCCUASCCAGGGCAGCGCCGCCCGCGCGCCGACACCGACCGAGACCCUGCGACCCUUUGGCUCCAGCUCCCUGUACAGUCUACUCAAACCAUAUCGUCCUUUCCUUCGGCAAGUAGCUAAAUGAGGUCAAGGCAAUUUAUUUCAGAGCCAAACUCUCAAAAAUUGAAGACUGCUCAGAUGCUGGUGUAAAUUUUAGCCAUUCUAACAAUAAGGGCCAGAACUUCUGUUCAGAAGCUCUUGAAAUUCUGGGAGAAUUUGGCUCUGGAACUUUCAAUCUCUACCCAUCAAGGGGAGAUCUUAGAAAAGCCUUUCAAAACUCUGUUGUUGACAAGUGAUGCAAGAUGCAUGCUCCCUUUUUCCCAAUUUAUUUUUAAUUGUUAAGCUGUAUCAACUGUUAGUUCUACUUGCUAGUUGAGAGUUUCUUCCUUAAGGAAGAACUUCAGGAGACCUUUCCACCUGCAAAUGCUAAGAAAGAAGAUGGUAGCAUCCAAAUCCAAGAAUUUACCUACUGUAUUUUGUGCUAGCUUUAAUACACUGGAGCUGUAUUCCCUCCAUGUUAGGAAGAAAACAGUUCUCCCUGCCUAACAAAAACUACUGUUUAAACAACCCCCAAAAGUCUCCAGAAGGAAGCCGGGGACAGAGUGUUCCUCCUAGUCCUGUGAGUGCACGACCUGCUCAGCCCUAUUAAGGCGGGCAGAGCUGCUGCUUACCAGUGAGAAUGGUUAAAGCAAUUGUAAGGAACUAAAAUAAGCUCCAGCUCAGCCAAACACUGCACUGCUUUUACAACCAAAAUAGAAGGGGUCGCGCCCUCCCACUUACAAAAAGGAUAAAGUCCAUCAUGCAGUGAAACUUUUUCUAUCCUUAACAGCCCCAAAGAGCUAUGUUUAUCAUUUAAAAAGCCACCCUAGCAAAUAAAUCCUUAACACACCCAAGUUUGAAUUUUACAGGGAUGUCUUUUCAGGAGGGACGUUCAAAUUCAUUAGCCAUAGGGCUUAGAGAGUCUUAAAGUCUGUGGCACUACAAAGGGGAGAUCAUUUAAGGA
Nothoprocta perdicaria is the source of this 5586-nucleotide messenger RNA. It is a transcript of the gene CRACD, whose product is annotated as KIAA1211 ortholog. Bases 345 to 4484 code for a protein of 1379 amino acids. NCBI's taxonomy places the organism in Eukaryota, Metazoa, Chordata, Aves, Tinamiformes, Tinamidae. The record is from RefSeq and is a predicted model, not a curated record. The transcript has 12 exons. Gene Ontology annotation, biological process: negative regulation of barbed-end actin filament capping; maintenance of gastrointestinal epithelium.